UACCUCUAACCAACAUCUAUUGGUGCUGGUGGAGGCCGCAUUGUGGCGGCAAGCCAGCAAUGUCGGCGCCGGCGACGUCACAAGGGUUGCUGUUGCUAGCUGUUGUUGGAACAAAGUCCACCGAACACCGACUGAGCAAACUAGAGCGACGUUUGCGACAUGGCGCUGCAGGAAGAGCAAAAAAAGAUUCUGUGUGUUGGUCUUGUUUGCCUCGACAUCAUCAGUGUUGUGGACAAAUUUCCCCAAGAGGAUUCUGACAGCAGGUGUUUGUCCCAGCGAUGGCAACGAGGAGGCAACGCGUCUAAUUCCUGUACGGUUUUGUCGCUUCUCGGAUCCCCCUGCGCAUUCAUGGGGUCGCUUUGUGCCGGACCUGUGGCCAGUUUCAUAGCGGAUGACUUCUUGCGUCGGUCCAUCGAUAUUUCGGCCGUGGCGUGGCAGACAACAGGCCAAACGCCGAGCGCAUGUUGCGUGGUUUGUCCGUCGAGUGCUUCUCGCACUGUACUGCUGGCCGACACUAACAUCGCGGAAGUGACAUUGGACGACUUUAACGCAGUGGACUUGAGUGCCUUCAAGUGGAUCCACUGGGAGGGGCGCAACGCCGAUGAGCAGGUGAAGAUGAUCACCCGAGUGGAACGCUACAACCAGACUGUGGCGCCGGAGCGCAUGAUCGUCGUCUCCGUGGAGAUUGAGAAGCCCAGAGAAAAGCUUUAUCAGCUCUUUGAUCGCGCCGAUGUGGUGUUUGUGAGCAAAGAUGUGGCUCGCCACCUGGGCUUCCAGACGCCGACCUGCGCCCUCCGAGGACUCCGACCUCGACUCCGGCCGGGAGCCGUCCUGAUCUGCGCCUGGGCUGAGAAAGGAGCGGACGCGGCUGAUGCCGACGGGACGCUGCUGCAUUCUGACGCCUUCCCCCCGGAGCGCGUACUGGACACGCUGGGCGCGGGCGACACCUUUAACGCCGCUGUUAUUCACAAGCUGGCCCGCGGUCGCCCCCUGCAGGAGGCGCUGACGUUCGGCUGCAGGGUGGCGGGCGCAAAGUGCGGCUUCCACGGUUACGACGACAUCGCCCACACAGGUUUAAUCUAACAGCGGAGAGUCCCAAUAAAAGCGGUCAGACAAACA
Corythoichthys intestinalis (scribbled pipefish) is the source of this 1119-nucleotide messenger RNA. It is a transcript of the gene khk, whose product is annotated as ketohexokinase. NCBI's taxonomy places the organism in Eukaryota, Metazoa, Chordata, Actinopteri, Syngnathiformes, Syngnathidae. The coding region runs from base 160 to 1083 and encodes 307 amino acids. The record is from RefSeq and is a predicted model, not a curated record. The transcript has 7 exons. Gene Ontology annotation, molecular function: ketohexokinase activity. Gene Ontology annotation, biological process: fructose metabolic process.